CGUCAGACUCCGAGGCCGGCACCCGCGCUCCCUGGCUGCUCGCGGCUCUCCCGCGCCCGGGUGGUCCGACAGCUGGGCUCGCCGAGGCUGCCUCUCGGCCCCCGCCCGCCAUGAGGAGUGCGCAGCCCCUGGUCCUUUUUUCCCUGGUUGCCCUUUGCCGGCGCGGGGACUGCCGCGUGGCCAAUGCAGAGGAGAAGCUCGUGGACGACCUUCUGAACAAGACCCGCUACAAUAACCUGAUCCGCCCGGCCACCAGCUCUGCCCAGCUCAUCUCCAUCCAGCUCCAGCUCUCCCUGGCCCAGCUCAUCAGCGUGAAUGAGCGGGAACAGAUCAUGACCACCAACGUCUGGCUGAAACAGGAGUGGACCGACUACCGCCUGGCCUGGAACAGCUCCCGCUACGAAGGCGUGAACAUCCUGAGGAUCCCUGCAAAGCGCAUCUGGCUGCCUGACAUUGUGCUUUACAACAACGCCGACGGGACCUACGAGGUGUCCCUCUACACCAACGUGGUGGUCCGCUCCAACGGCAGCAUCUUCUGGCUGCCUCCCGCCAUCUACAAGAGCGCCUGCAAGAUCGAGGUGAAGCACUUCCCCUUCGACCAGCAGAACUGCACCCUCAAGUUCCGUUCCUGGACCUACGACCACACGGAGAUCGACAUGGUUCUCAAGUCGCCCACGGCCAGCAUGGACGACUUCACCCCCAGCGGCGAGUGGGACAUCGUGGCGCUGCCGGGGCGAAGGACGGUGAACCCGCGGGACCCCAGCUACGUGGACGUCACCUACGACUUCAUCAUCAAGCGCAAGCCCCUCUUCUACACCAUCAACCUCAUCGUCCCCUGCGUGCUCAUCACCUCGCUGGCCAUCCUCGUCUUCUACCUGCCGUCCGACUGCGGCGAGAAGAUGACGCUGUGCAUCUCCGUGCUGCUGGCGCUCACCGUCUUCCUGCUGCUCAUCUCCAAGAUCGUGCCGCCCACCUCGCUGGACGUGCCGCUCAUCGGCAAGUACCUCAUGUUCACCAUGGUGCUGGUCACCUUCUCCAUCGUCACCAGCGUGUGCGUGCUCAACGUGCACCACCGCUCGCCCGGCACCCACACCAUGGCGCCCUGGGUCCGCCGCUGCUUCCUACGCCAGCUGCCCACCUUCCUGUUCAUGAAGCGCCCGGACAGCAGCCCUGCGAGGGCCCCCCGGCCCGGCCAGCUUCGCCUGACCAGGCUCGAGGCCGCCAGCACCUCCAGCCUCUGCGGGAGCUCCACGUGCUCUGCGGCUCCCCAGUCCCCGGGCGGCUCGGGCUCCCGCACCGCAGGCCUCCAGGAUUUCCGGCCAAGGUCUUCCGGGAGGUUCCAGCAGGAUGUGCAGGAGGCCUUGGAGGGCGUCAGCUUUAUUGCCCAGCAUAUGAAGAGUGAUGACCGAGACCAGAGUGUCGUUGAGGACUGGAAGUACGUGGCCAUGGUGGUGGAUCGGCUGUUCCUGUGGGUCUUUGUGGUUGUGUGUGUGCUCGGCACAGUGGGGCUCUUCCUACCUCCCCUCUUCCAGACCCACACACCUUCUGAGGGGCCCUAAGCUGCCCUGCGUGCCCCGGGGCCCCGGGGUCGUGGGGUGAGAGGACAUGAGCGGCCACGUGGGCAGUUUCCUGCUUCCUCCUGAGUGACGGCUGAGGAGGCGCCAAGUACCUGAGUCCAUCAGCCAUCAGCCCCUUCAAACAGCCACGGUCGGGGGAGGACAGAUGGGAGCCCUGGACUGUCCUCUCCGAAGGCCUUGGAGGAGCCCCAGCAAAGUGCGGCAGAAGGAGCUCGGCCAGGCUCCGUCCCCGCGCGCGGGGCAU
Molecule: messenger RNA, 1821 nt
Organism: Acinonyx jubatus (cheetah)
Lineage: Eukaryota; Metazoa; Chordata; Mammalia; Carnivora; Felidae
Gene: CHRNB4
Product: cholinergic receptor nicotinic beta 4 subunit
Exons: 6
Coding region: 111-1559 (482 amino acids)
Biological process (GO): signal transduction; regulation of membrane potential; nervous system process
Cellular component (GO): postsynaptic membrane; neuron projection; synapse
Molecular function (GO): transmembrane signaling receptor activity; acetylcholine-gated monoatomic cation-selective channel activity
Source: RefSeq, a predicted model, not a curated record